Molecule: messenger RNA, 361 nt
Organism: Musca vetustissima
Lineage: Eukaryota; Metazoa; Arthropoda; Insecta; Diptera; Muscidae
Gene: UBL3
Product: ubiquitin-like protein 3
Exons: 3
Molecular function (GO): protein binding
Source: RefSeq, a predicted model, not a curated record
AUCAACUUACGUUUAAUACUUGUCAGUGGCAAAACAAAAGAAUUCCUAUUUAAUCCAACGGAUUCGGCUGGUGAUAUAGCACAAACAGUAUUCGACAAUUGGCCAGAAGAUUGGGAACGUGAAGCUGUCUCAAAGGCUGAAAUAUUGCGACUCAUUUACCAGGGUAGAUUUUUACAUUGUAACGUAACAUUGGGUGCAUUGGGCUUGCCACUGGGCAAGACGACUGUUAUGCAUUUAGUACCGCGUGAUAAUUUACCAGAACCCAACUCACAAGAUCAAAGACAAAAAAGUAAAGGUGGUUCCAGUAGAUGCUGUUCAACGACUUGCUGUAUUUUGUAACUAAAUUAUUUUUAGACAUUUU